Capsella rubella is the source of this 369-nucleotide messenger RNA. Its product is annotated as putative defensin-like protein 30. Lineage: Eukaryota; Viridiplantae; Streptophyta; Magnoliopsida; Brassicales; Brassicaceae. The record is from RefSeq and is a predicted model, not a curated record.
AUGGCUUCAUCAAGCAAAUGUGUCUUCCUUGUGUUCUUAUGUCUGGCAGUUCUUCUCACCCAAAGUGAAGUUUGCGCAAAGUCUAUGCUCAAAGUUAACGAUGCUCCAAGAAGGUUUUUUUUUUUUUUGGUAAAAGGUUAAAUUUGUCCAAGAAGGUUGGGUAUAAUAGGUCCAUGUUCGAUGUUUCCGGACUGCAAUAAACAUUGUAAAGAAGAAUUACAAGAUCCAUUAGGUGGAGAAUGUCGCUUAGUUAUUAUUAAAAUGUGUGGUUGUUUUUUUAUUCAUAAUCUCCAUGUGUAAUUUAUUUAAGAUAUUGCAUGAGUGUUACAAUACAGUUAAAAUAUGUUACAAAAAUAAAUUGCAAUAACA